AUGGAUACUUCUAUGCUAGCCCAAAGAAGUGUACCACCACCUACAUCAGAGCGACACCGUGUUGGCAGUGUGAGCUCGUCAGGGUCAUUACACCCGUCAGAUGAGCUAAGACCGCAGCUCAGCUCGUUGGACUCUUUACACCAUUCUGUGAUAACAGGGCGAGACUCCUCAGGCGCACCCAAAGACAAAAAAGCUAGAAGACUUAUGAAGCGGCAAUCGUCUCGGCCAACUUCUCCCCUCAUCUCCCCACCACCUUCCGUCGACUCACUACCCUUACCCAUAGCUACUGAUGAUGCGAAUAAAGUUCUGCUUCUCAUGAGAACCCUGUGCGGUCGGAUGCGCGGCGAGAUCGAGUACCAAGGCGAAACAGGCGGCCCCUGGCACAGUGGAGUGGCCUACAUCGAAGAAGAGAAGGGGUGUCUCAUGUUCGAUUCGGGUCAAAAUGGGCCCUUUCACAUCCCACUUGUUUCCGAUCUGCGUGGUUGCAGGGUCCUCCCUGUCGAUUAUCCCGAACUGACUAAAGAAUGUUUGGAGUUGGUUUGCCUGCAGCCUCAUAUCGAAAUCUUAAUAUGUCCUCGGCAAAUGGAGGAGUUUGAUUUAUGGCUGGCAGCUUUGCUAUGCUGGCAACAAUUACGCCCAACGGGUAUCAAGCUUUCCAAUGGUAAGCCGACUAACCAGGUUAUGCCAAUGAGACCGGAGCUCAGGAGGCAUGGCUGGUCUCAAGAGAAGAAUAAACCUACUAGUAUUAUCAAGGUCGGCAAGGUUAUGUUAUGGGAUAAAGGUCUGGCUGUCUCACCGAGGGCCAUCGUCAAACGGCCAUCAACAAGAGAUCUUCGUUCACCAACUACCUCGUGGAGGAGGGUCUCUUGCAUUCUCCAGGACGGCGGAGAGUUUAAGCUCAUGACAGAAAACGAUGUUACGGUCCUGUCCAUCAUCGACCUUUCACAACUUUCUCGUUGUGCCGUCCAACAACUCGAUCGCACAGUACUCGAUGAGGAAUACUGCAUUGCCAUAUUCCCAAUUUAUGCCACAUCAUCUACUCAUCUUUCCAUCUUCCGACCAGUGUAUCUAGCACUCGACAGCAGAGUUCAUUUCGAAGUUUGGCUGUGUCUCCUCCGAGCUUUUGCAGUACCAGAUAUAUAUCACCUCGACGACCCCAACACAUCACAAAUCUUGGAAGUAGACAAUAUCGAGGCCGAACAUGAGGGUGAAGUCUUUCGGAUUGAAAAGACGAUCAGUGUACGAGUGACUGAAGCCAAGAUCAAGGCCAGGCCAAGCGGGAUCGGUGGGGUUGAAUCAACAAUACACGAAAGACCAGGACGGCCAGAGCCUGAUCCUCUAAUGGGAAACUAUCUGGCCGAGGUCAUACUGGAUGGCGAAGUGCGAGCGCGGACGACGACCAAGACAGGGACGAAGAAUCCUUUCUGGAGAGAGGACUGCGACUUUACUGAUCUCCCACCUUCUACACCGUUAUUAUCUGUCGUGCUGAAGAGGGUAGAGGGAAAUCUGGAUAGUUCGAGCAACCUUCUUCAGGCUUCUGUAGGAUUGCCAAGAACGCGGAACUUGCAAGAGUUUGUGGUCGGAGCUGUUGAUCUUAGUCUGGAUCAGAUGGACCGUGGCAAGGAUAACGAACAAUGGCUUCAAGUAUUCGACGAGAAGCACCAGUCUGUUGGACAGAUGCUGAUCAAGGUGAACCACGACGAGCAUGUGGUUCUUCUGUCAAAGGAAUAUGAGCCUCUCAAAGACAUCCUACACCGGUUCCCAGCAGGAUUGACGAAUCAGAUUUCGGCUGUUUUGCCCGGACAUUUACGUCGACUGUCAGAGCUGUUUCUCAAUAUUUUCCAGACAUCCGGUACUGCUAGCGAGUGGCUCAUGGGCUUGGUGGAAGACGAAAUCGAUGGGAUUGGUAACCAGGCUUCUAUGAAGAAGUAUCGAUUCAGCAGUCGCCUCAAAUCCAACGACUCCGUUGACGCAGCGACUGAUCGUGAGCUCAUUGUACGAGAUAUGAGCAAGUCUCUUGCUGGAGAAGCGAACUUGCUCUUCCGUGGCAACUCACUACUAACGCAGUCUUUCGAGUUCCACAUGCGCCGCCUUGGCAAGGAGUAUAUGGAAGAGAUCCUGCAGGAGAAGCUUUUCGAGAUUAACGAGAUCAACCCGAACUGCGAGGUUGAUCCCAGCAAGAUUUCCAACGAGGCAGAUCUCGAUCAGCACUGGACUGUUCUCAUCCACUACACGACUGAAGUGUGGAAGUGCAUCGCCAACUCAGCCAACCGACUGCCCCCUGAGCUACGACACAUACUCAAGUACAUUCGAGCAGUUGCAGAGGACCGCUACGGAGACUUUUUGCGUACCGUCACAUACACGUCCGUGUCUGGUUUCCUGUUCCUUCGUUUCAUAUGCCCGGCUAUCUUGUCGCCAAAGCUGUUCAACCUCCUCCGUGAUCACCCCCGACCUCAAGCGCAACGAACAUUUACCCUUAUUGCAAAGGCGCUGCAAAAGUUAGCAAACUUGUCCAACUUUGGCAAGCGAGAAGAGUGGAUGGAACCUAUGAACCGCUUCUUGAACCUGCAAAGACAAUCUGUUCGUGACUAUAUCGACCAGGUUUGCAGUAUUCCUGCGGAUCGUGAGACCAACAACUUUGUUCCGGCUGGUUACAGCACACCUGUUACUAUCCUUGGCCGCCUGAGUCCGACUUCCAAGGAGGGCUUCCCUAGCCUGCCGUACUUAAUCGACAACACGAGAAACAUGGCAAGCCUCGUUAAGUUAUGGGUGGAUGCAAAACCAGUCGACGACAAGAAGGAACAAGUAGACCAAGAGCUCCUUGCUUUCAACGACGUCUGUUUCGCCCUCCAAGAGCGUGCAGACGCUUGUCUGGCAAAAGUCGAAUCCGAACGCGCCAGCGAAACAGCAACAAACGCCACAACAGAAGACAUCACCGAAUCCCUCGAACAAGCAUCCAUCAUGGAAUCCCUCUCAAUCUCCUACGCCGGCUCCUCAACAGCAUGGAACGACACCUACGAUCCUCCCCCACCCGGCAGCUCAGGCAGCGAAGUCAAUGACGAUAACGCCGCGCAGAACAGCCGCAGACGCAGCAAGGAGCGUCGUCGCCAUCACCACCACCACAGAGAAGGCUGGGAGCACCGCAAGCAGCGACAUGCGAGCGCAGGAGGGAGCGCAAGUGCGGGUAACACGCUCAAGUCUAAGAACGGACGCGUGGGACGCACGAUUCUUAGCGGCAUCAUGCGCAUAGGUGGGCGCGGCGAGAGCCCCGAGGGCAGGGAUUCUCCAAAGCAUCACAAGUAA
Messenger RNA from Fusarium graminearum PH-1, 3303 nucleotides. RefSeq lists its product as uncharacterized. NCBI's taxonomy places the organism in Eukaryota, Fungi, Ascomycota, Sordariomycetes, Hypocreales, Nectriaceae. The transcript has a single exon. Bases 1 to 3303 code for a protein of 1100 amino acids. Gene Ontology annotation, biological process: regulation of GTPase activity. The record is from RefSeq and is a predicted model, not a curated record.